AUGAUCGCAGAGCUAGAGUCGGCUCCCCAAUUCAUUUCUGGGGAAGGGGCCUUGUACCUCCCUACAUGCAUAAUCUAUCCCGAGCUAGGUCUCACGUGCCGGGACCUCCUUAUGAAGCAUGCUUAUCAGAGAGGGAGAGGGAGUUUACUUGCUCGACCAGAGGGAGAGGGAGCAUUUCUAGGCAAGUUUCCGGCCAGCCAAUGA
Messenger RNA from Prunus armeniaca (apricot), 204 nucleotides. Lineage: Eukaryota; Viridiplantae; Streptophyta; Magnoliopsida; Rosales; Rosaceae. The record is from the annotation of a GenBank genome assembly.